Messenger RNA from Zophobas morio, 3292 nucleotides. Its product is annotated as sodium-dependent neutral amino acid transporter B(0)AT3. The transcript is spliced from 7 exons. NCBI's taxonomy places the organism in Eukaryota, Metazoa, Arthropoda, Insecta, Coleoptera, Tenebrionidae. Gene Ontology annotation, cellular component: plasma membrane. The record is from RefSeq and is a predicted model, not a curated record. Bases 106 to 2277 code for a protein of 723 amino acids. Gene Ontology annotation, biological process: sodium ion transmembrane transport.
GUGACGCUUGCCGACAGGAGGUUGAUGCCGUCCUCACCAUCCACAGUUCAAGAUGCCAAACUUCACAGACAAUAAUAUUUAGAAGUAGCCCAUUAGACCCCAACAAUGGCGAACACGGCCCAUCUGGUCCGGCGACAAAGUUCUCGGGACCUCAACCCUCAACGAUCUUUGGACCGUCUGGAACUCAAAGAAAUGCGUGGACGUCUGGUCGUGGAAAAUGGGAAUACGGGUAGUUAUGGUGCCACCAACGCUGCCUUCGAGGACUCCAGCCCCAGCGCAAGGAUAAAAUCCGGGUGUAGUAGCAAGAGGGGGUCUCAGAUCGUGGAUGGCAAACCCAUUUUUCGGCCAGAGUGCGGCGAAGACGAGCGCGAAUCCUGGGACAGCAAGCUGACUUUCCUCUUGGCCACUGUGGGUUACGCCGUGGGCUUAGGCAACGUGUGGAGAUUCCCUUAUCUGGCCCAGAAAAACGGAGGUGGGGCGUUUUUGAUCCCCUACUUCGUGAUGCUGGCCAUUGAAGGGAUCCCGAUUUUUUAUCUCGAGCUGGCGAUCGGGCAGAGGUUGAGGAAAGGGGCCAUCGGGGUGUGGAAUCAAGUGUCGCCGUUUCUUUCGGGUAUUGGUAUCAGCAGCGCCGUGGUCUCCUUUAACGUAGCCCUCUACUACAACACCAUCAUCGCCUGGUGCCUCUUCUACUUUGUCCAGAGUUUCCAGUCGCAGCUCCCGUGGGCCGAAUGCCCCAAGGUCUACUUCCCCAACGGCUCCUACACCUCCGAACCCGAAUGCGUCGUCAGCAGCCCCACCCAGUACUUCUGGUACCGCACCACCCUCAUGAUCUCCUCCGACAUCAACGCACCCGAAGCUUUCAACUGGAAAAUCGCGCUCUCCCUCGUCAUCGCCUGGAUUCUCGUCUACAUGUGCAUGAUAAAAGGAAUCGCUUCUUCCGGGAAAGUCGUCUACGUCACAGCCACCUUCCCCUACAUCGUCCUCAUCAUCUUCUUCUUCCGCGGGAUCACCCUUAAGGGUGCUUCCGACGGCCUGAGGCACUUGUUCACCCCAACCUGGCACACCAUUUUGGACCCCGUCGUGUGGCUGGAGGCUGGGACGCAGAUCUUCUUCUCGUUGGGACUUGCAUUCGGAGGCCUUAUUGCAUUUUCUUCGUAUAACCCCGUUAAUAAUAAUUGUUAUAGAGAUGCCGUGAUGGUGUCUCUGACGAACUGUUUUACGUCGAUGUUUGCAGGAAUCGUGGUUUUUUCGAUAAUUGGGUUCAAAGCGACGAUGGUCUAUGAGAAGUGUUUGAGUUCGAGGAAUAGCACCAUCGCUGGGCUGUUUGGGGGUGGAUUGGAUGAGGGGCAGCUGCCCCCUGAAGGGACGGUGUUUAAUGUGACGAAUGCCGAUGGGGUGGUUAGUAGUGUGGUGAUGCCUUCACUGCCAGUGUGCGAUUUGGAGAAGGAGCUAGAUAAUUCAGCCUCUGGCACAGGACUUGCCUUCAUCAUAUUUACAGAAGCAAUAAACCAAUUCCCGGGAGCCCAAUUUUGGUCGGUUCUCUUCUUCCUAAUGCUGUUCACAUUAGGAAUUGAUUCGCAGUUUGGUACGUUAGAAGGAGUCGUCACUUCCAUUGUUGACAUGAAGCUUUUCCCCAACUUGCCCAAAGAAAUCCUCACGGGCGGGAUUUGUUUGACCUGCUGCAUUAUCUCGAUGGCCUUUUCGCACGGAUCUGGAAAUUACAUUUUUGUGCUUUUCGAUAACUAUAGCGGAAAUUUCCCGCUGCUGAUUAUCGCUUUGUUCGAGUGCAUCGGGGUUGCCUACGUCUACGGAUUGAAAAGAUUUGCUGACGAUAUCGAAAUGAUGACUGGUCAACGUCCAGGACUGUACUGGCUUAUUUGUUGGAAGUAUCUGUCGCCGCUUGCCAUGAUUUCCAUUUUGGUGGCGAGUUUCGUGGAAAUUGCUGUCGAUGGGACGGGGUACGACGCAUGGGUGCCUUCGAAGGGAGAUACGGAGAGACACCAGUGGCCCACAUGGUCGGUGGUACUGAUUUUUGUUUUGGUCUUCAGUUCUAUUGCGUGGAUUCCAGGGACAGCGAUAGCGAGGCUCUUCGGGUUUGUUAUAAUCGACGACAACGAAAAAGCCUGGUUCCCAGCCAAUGACUUGAAGGAUUUCCAUGGAAUAAUGCCGCACGAAGUUUCCACAGCUGAAACUCUUUUGUUCUGCAUCCGUGCUGAUGGAACAGAGGGAUUAUGUUGUCCGACGAGUAUUGUCGAUGACGAAGAAGAUAUCGAUUAGAAUAUCGUAACCCAUAUUAGUACAUUAGAACAAAGAUCCAUAUCCAUAAAAUGUUUCAUAUCAUAUGGUUGUAUACUCAAAACUUUGAGAUCAAGGAGCGCUUGAAAAGUAGCCGUUUAUUUAUUAGUUGCAUGAAGAGUGUCAAGUGCUCCUUGUUCCGAACCAAGUAACUACGAAAGGUUAAAACACAAGUGUUUAUGGCAGUCCUUAAACACUUCUGUUUUGCCCGAUCCGCGCCGACACAUGAUUUUUCUAUAGUGAAUUUUUUUGAUAACAAAAUCUACAAGACCGGUACGAUAUUUUCUAUAGCCAAAACGGUACGUUUUAUGGUCUGACCUAUUUUUGGAACUUUUGACAAUACAGCCUAAGCGACAAUAAAUUUAGAAAAGAAUAGCUGAAAAAGACUUCCUAUGAAAAAUUUAACGAGGUGUUCAAUAUCAGACCUAUUGUUUUUUUCGAAACUAAAAAUGUGAUAUAUUUGCACAAAUGUUGUUUUAGUUUCGUUUGUUUUAAACAGCGAACGGCAGACUCGCCCUUGCUCAUUUUCUGUUUCCAAAUACUGAGGAACAUCGAUUCACAAGAACAUAUCCAUUUCACUACAUAUCUUCAAUAGUGAACGAAAAUCCAAGCCAUUUAGAGUCUGUCCUUAAUAUAGUCAAUUUAAACUUCAUGAUUAGACAAUAAUAGAUUUUAAGGUCAAUGUGUAGCUUAGCAGUUUAUGUAUUUAGCUAAUUUGUUGCUCUUUGUUGUUGAUUAGAUCAGUUGACUUAACCGUUCCGUUGCAAGCUUGGCUUGGAACCGAGCGGAUAGGUAAUAAGGCUUUGGAGUCCUUCCAAAGUCCCUGGUUAAAAAUGGUAAUCUAUGACAAUAAAUAACUUAUGAUGCAAAGUGUAUGUUAUGAAAAUUUAAAUAUUUUAUUUAUUGCUAUGCAGCUAGUCCUUGUUGAAUACGUAAUCAUUAUACUGUAUAAAUGUAUAAAAGUAUUGUAAAUAUCAGAUCUGUUACAAUGAUGUGG